CAUCCCGAUGGACUCCAACUCCCAGCAGCCACCGCGCGGCUUCCUUCCGCUUACGUCAUCUGUGCGCGCCGCGCGCGGGCCGUGCCGCAGCCAUGGUGCAGCUCGGGAGCCGCCUCCUGAGGGGCCGCGGCGGCCAUGUCAUCAUCCGCUUCGCGCUGGGGGGCUGCACCAACCGCCCGUUCUUCCGCAUCGUGGCGGCCAACAGCCGGCGCGCCCGCGACGGGAAGUACCUGGAGCAGCUCGGCUGCCUGGACCCGCUGCCCAACGCGCACGGCGAGAAGGUGGCGGGGCUCAACCUGGAGCGGCUGCGCUACUGGCUGGGCUGCGGCGCGCAGCUCUCCCGGCCCGCCGAGAAGCUCCUGGGGCUGGCGGGGUUCCUGCCGCUGCACCCCAUGACGGUGACCGGCGCCGAGAGGCUGCGCCGGCGGCGACAGCGCGAGCAGCAAACAGAGGCUGCGCCUGCGGACGGCUCGGCCGAGACCGGCACCGACACCGGAACCGGUACCGGAACCGGGCCCUGACACGGCCCGGCCGGGAGGGUCCCGAGCGGCCCCGGACUGCUCCGGCCUGGGACCUCUCCGGCCCGGGACUGCUCUCACCCGGUGCUGCACUGGCCCGGGACUGCUCCGGCCCCAGACUCCACCGGCCCGGGGUUGUUCUCAGCCGCGACUGCUCCGGCCUUCCCGGGCCCGAGCUCUCCCGCCCUGUCGGUCCCAUUAAAGCGUUACCUCUGCACUCUGCACCGGCCCUCUGCUGCUUUCUCCUCUCGGUCAGGGCUCGCCGUUGCCCCGUGUGGUGCCUGGAAGAGGCUUUGCUGAACUCCCCAGGUGUGCCGCUGUUUCCCGGUGCUCUCCCAGCUGCCCUUGCCCUGCUCCUGUCAGAGUUCUGACCCCUGGCUGUGCUUUCACUGUAACAGCAGGGCAGCGGCUCAGGGCAAGCCUGGCACAGACAGAUGCAAAUACAAGUGCAGCUGGUUUUCUGCUUACUCUCCAGAGAGGUUCUGGCGCUGUUUGUUCAUUUAAAAGCAAAAGAGAAAGAUUUCAGUCUCCUGUAACUCACUGCCCCAGUCCCUCUUUACAAGUCCUGCUGUUUAAUCCCAUCUUUGACCCCGUUCCAAGAGACAAGAAACCCACCCAAGUCUCUCCUACCUUAGAUGGACCCCUGAGCUUUUGGGGUUUCCUUUGUGCAGCACUUAAAUGAUUCUAAAAAUGCCAGGCAGAUUUUCCAGUGUUGCAUUUCAAUAAAGCUGUUAGUGUAACCAACCUCUGAGGGAGGGAGAACACAUUAAGAAAUUACACAUAUUCUUUUUUUAAUAAAGUGUAUCUCCUAUAGAGUG
Molecule: messenger RNA, 1336 nt
Organism: Zonotrichia albicollis (white-throated sparrow)
Lineage: Eukaryota; Metazoa; Chordata; Aves; Passeriformes; Passerellidae
Gene: MRPS16
Product: mitochondrial ribosomal protein S16
Biological process (GO): mitochondrial translation
Cellular component (GO): mitochondrial small ribosomal subunit; ribosome
Molecular function (GO): structural constituent of ribosome
Source: RefSeq, a predicted model, not a curated record